This is a messenger RNA of Zychaea mexicana, 1886 nucleotides long. RefSeq lists its product as uncharacterized. NCBI's taxonomy places the organism in Eukaryota, Fungi, Mucoromycota, Mucoromycetes, Mucorales, Lichtheimiaceae. The transcript has 12 exons. Bases 110 to 1426 code for a protein of 438 amino acids. The record is from RefSeq and is a predicted model, not a curated record.
CGAUACCUGCAUCGUUCAAGCAACGACUGACGGAAGCUCUCCCAAUUUAUGGGAGAUUAAUGCUCAAUCUGGAGAAGAAGCAUCGAGAUCUGUGUGACCUGGAUGACGCAUGUCCCGCAUGCAGAUAUGCGUCUGGUCCCAAGAUCAUAGCUGGAGAUGGAGACCAGUCGCUACGUCGACAAAGGAUCCGAAGGAAGUCGCCUUUGAAGGCCAAGAGGAAGUCGAUCGCUCGUGGGUCAAUCCGGAGCAAGUAAUUCAAUAUGAAAGCUCGGCAACUGACGGAUGUGAGACUUGGCAAGCUCUCAACUCAAAGAAGAGAGUAAAAACAAGCCAUCUGGACCAGACAGGAGCAUUCGCGUGUACGUGUGGUCAUGGUCAUCCAGUGGCCAUCAUCGAUAUGAAUACGCCAGGCGAACAAUAUACGUACAUGCUUAGCUGUCUACAGAAGGUGAUCGACUUACCCCUUUACGGAUCAAACAUCCGCAUCAUGUACGAUGUCGGUUGCAAGCUUCGUCCUGCUCUGCAGAGACUUUGGUCAUUCCUCAACGGAUUUGUGUCUAUGACACGACAUAUGUCGUCUCUCAACAGACGACUCAAGCUGACGAUUGCUCUGAACUUUUACGCCCAACAAAAAGAUGACAAUCUAGGCCAAUACAUCCGCCGCAGAUACGUACGCACACUCAAGCUUGAAGAAGAUGCGCUGAAAGCUCUAAGACAGUCGGCGUUAUUCCAAAAAAGAAACGUCGAAAAAGAUGGCAGCAGCAGAUUUGCUCAAACAUGCAGAGCUAUAGAGAAUUUGCGUGUUGCUAUUGCUAUCUAUGAUAUUAUUAAUCAAGCUUUCAAACACCAAGGCAAUGGCCACAACCAGACGCAGAAUCUCGCAGGCCAAAGACAAGCAGCGCGAAAUCAAAUUGAAAAGCGCCUCAUAACAUACAACACGAAGAUCAAUGCCGGACCUGUUUUUGGCUUCGAAGAUUAUGGUAACGAUAUCAAUGCAGUACUUCGAAAAGACAGUCAUUUACGUUUUCGCAUGAACAUCAUUUGCACCGUUGAGGAUAACGCACCAUACGACGCUUUCCAUGGUUUGCAAAGAGCAAACGAAGAACUUGCUUUUUUGAAGGACGAAGCCGCUUCUGUGUUAAAGUAUGGACAAGCUGCUAUUGAUAAGCUCGAAAUGGCUAUCAACGCAGCCGUAACUGUGCCAUACAAUUUGGAAGCGUGUUAUGGCCAGAUCGGUUUGAUCCAAAUGUGGAAACGCAAGUUGGAGCGUGCCAAGUCUUGGCAAAGAGAACAAGCGAAACAAUUGGCCGUAAUUCUUGAUUCUACCGAGGCUAACCCAGGAUCCUUGUCGCUGCUUCGUAAUGCUGCUGGUACGGAAGAAGAAGACUUGGAAGAAGAAGAAGAGGAGACAAAUUGGAGGUGCUAGACCCUACAAAGAUAGCCGAUGAAGUUGAAGACGAGGAAUGGGAAGUUGAUCCAACUCUAUUUGGAGACGGAAUUCCGGUUGAGAUGCACCAACCUCGUCCGCUCAGUAAACACAACUCGCAACCUUUUUUCUAUUUGCUUACGAUAAACAAGAAUAUGGAUAUGUAACAAUGGUGCUCAAGUGCUAUGUAUGCUAACAAGCAUUAUAUUUAGUUGGUUUUCUUCACAAUCAAACUCAUCGGGGAUCGCAUCUAACAAUCGGCCAUAUUUGUGACAACGGAUGUAAAGUCUAACUUAGCUAACGGUUACUAUAUGAUAUACAAGAGGGAAUCUGAAUCCUUAGGUUAGCCAGCUCUUUUUACCAGAAUCUAUAUGCUCGGUGAUCAACCGAUGAAGGGAAAAGCUAAGUCAGUUUCUUAUAUGCAUCACCUUUUUUACUUGAUAAAUAAAUGUGAACAAUG